Phycodurus eques (leafy seadragon) is the source of this 2226-nucleotide messenger RNA. Its product is annotated as POU domain, class 2, transcription factor 2-like. The transcript has 15 exons. The coding region runs from base 10 to 2226 and encodes 738 amino acids. Gene Ontology annotation, biological process: regulation of transcription by RNA polymerase II. The record is from RefSeq and is a predicted model, not a curated record. Gene Ontology annotation, cellular component: nucleus. Gene Ontology annotation, molecular function: DNA-binding transcription factor activity, RNA polymerase II-specific; RNA polymerase II cis-regulatory region sequence-specific DNA binding. NCBI's taxonomy places the organism in Eukaryota, Metazoa, Chordata, Actinopteri, Syngnathiformes, Syngnathidae.
CGGAGGACCAUGUUUGUCCCCCUGCCGGUGCCCUUCGUCUUUCAGAGAACUGUGUCCGACUUCAGCGCCUGGAGACUCAAGUCGUCGCCGGCUCCGCGGGCCAGCCCCGAUAUCAGGAUGUCCAAAGCAGAGGAGGAGAAGGCCGGGCCGGACGUUCCCGGCGACGGCUCAGAGUCGGACAGAAACAGUCCCGACGGCCAGUUGGCGCCGAUGGAGGGCGGCCCGUUCCGCCUCUCGCCCGCAAGGUGGGCGUGGGCGUGGGCGUGGGCGUGUGCGUGUGCGUGUGUAAAGGCGGAAGAGAGUUGCGAGACGAGCCGCAGCGCCGUGCCGCCAUCGUCACAGCAGCAGGCGCAGGUGCAGCAGCAGCAGGCACAACUGAUGCUGGCCGGGAGCCAGCUGGCAGGGCUGGCCGCGCUCCUGCCGGCCCAGCAGCAGCUGCUCCUCCAGCAGGCGCAGGCUCAGCUCCUGGCCGCCGCCGUCCAGCACCAACAGCAGCAGCAGCAGCAGCAGCAGCAGCAGCAGAGCCAUUCAUCUCAGCAGCAGUUGCAGUUCCAGCAGGCCGCCAAGCCGGAAGUGACUGUUCGAGCUCCUCCUCCUCCUCCGCCGCCUCAGCUGGCCCUCUCUCAGCCGAUCCAGCUCACGGCGCAGGACAUCCAGCAGCUGCUGCAGCUCCAGCAGCUGGUUCUCAUGCCGGGCCACCCGCUCCAGUCCCCGGCCCGGUUCCUCCUGUCGCAGCCGCCCCCCCGCGCUCAGCAACGACAGCAACAAGCUUUGCUCUCCACACCAAAUUUCAUCCAGCUACCUCAGCAAAGCUCGGCGGGCGUGCUGACACCGCCGCCGCCGCCGCCGCCCCGCCCGGGCCCCCGGGCACAGAGGGAGAAGAGCAGCGAGUUCAGCGGAAGCAUCGGCGCCUCGGUGGCGUCCACGGGCGGCGGCGCGGCGGCAUCGACGGUGGGCUCCUCUUCCGGCUCCUUGAACUCCGCCUUGACCCCCGGGGGUCACGUCGGGCACCUCGGAGACGAGCCCAGCGAUCUGGAGGAGCUGGAACAGUUUGCUCGCACGUUCAAGCAGCGUCGCAUCAAGCUGGGAUUCACACAGGGCGACGUGGGUGUCGCCAUGGGCAAACUGUACGGCAACGACUUCAGCCAGACGACCAUCUCGCGCUUCGAGGCCCUCAACCUGAGCUUCAAGAACAUGUGCAAGCUCAAGCCUCUGCUGGAGAAGUGGCUCGGGGACGCAGAGAGCAUGGCAGUGGACAGCAUGCUGCCCAGCCCCUCGUCCAUCUCCUCCCCCCUGAUGGGCUUGGAGGGUCUGGCGGGCCGGCGCCGGAAAAAGCGCACCAGCAUCGAGACCAACGUGCGCGUGGCGCUGGAACGCAACUUUAGCGCGAACCAGAAGCCGAACUCGGAGGAGAUCCUGCUGAUGGCGGAGCAGCUCAACAUGGAGAAGGAGGUGAUCCGCGUGUGGUUCUGCAACCGGCGGCAGAAGGAGAAGCGCAUCAACCCGAGCGGCAGCGGCACGCCGCCUCCGCCCGGCAGGACCUCGCCGGCCGUCACGCACAAAACCCCCUGCUACGGCCCGCACGUGGUACGGACCCUCGCCCUUUGCCGGGCCCCUCCGGUUCUGCCCUUUUCAACCUCGCUCUCUCGGCAGAUUUCCAGUCCGGGUGUGCCCCAGGGCAGCGGCAGCCUCAGCACAACAGCUGCCACUUUGUCGCCGUCGCCCGUCAGCUCCGUGGCAGCGGGGUCCACUUCCUCUUCUUUAACUCCACCCCCUCACAGCACAGCUAGCCCCGCCCCUCCCGGUCCGGGGACUCACGGGCUCAACGCCGGGAACACGCUGAUGGGAGUAAGCACAGGAAUGAACCAGGCGUUCAUGGGCAGCAAUGCACUGGCUACCAUGCAAGCGCUGGCAGCGAGCGGCGGUCAGCUGUCAAUCGUGGAGGCGGGAGCGGGUCACAUGAUUCUGGGCGGCGGGCCCGGCGGGGUGCCGCCCUCGCUGCGCCCCUCGCUCUUCCUCAACCGCCCGGCGCUCCUGCCCGUGGUGACGGGCUCCAUCUCCAUGGCGGCGGCGUCCCCGCCCUUCGCGCGGUCGCCUCCCACCGGCGCCGCCCGCCUCCCGGGCCCGCCCUCCUGCCCCGACCACUCCCCCUGCUCCAGCCCCGCCUCGUUCUGUUCCUUCGGCGAGGCCUCGCCGCCGCCCCUGGGCGGGACCACGGGCGAGUGA